Messenger RNA from Marchantia polymorpha subsp. ruderalis, 1959 nucleotides. The record is from the annotation of a GenBank genome assembly. Lineage: Eukaryota; Viridiplantae; Streptophyta; Marchantiopsida; Marchantiales; Marchantiaceae.
AACAAGCGAUCCCUCCCUCAUCGAGAGCCAGGAAGUAAUUACUCUCUGAGACCCGAAGGCGAAGGAAGAUCCGCGAGAGCGAGUGGAUUGGGUUGCGCUGCGAGCGAGCGAGCUAGUCGUAGGGAGGUGAAUGCGACCGUGAGCACAUUGUUCUUCCGUCUUGUCGGAUCGGCCCGGAAUUGAAUUCGACCACUUUCUGCUGUCGCUGCUCCAUAAGCUCAUCCGCCUGGGGAUCUCGGCCAGUGCCUGAGCUUCUCUCGUGCCCGAGAUUGAGGCAACUUUCUCUCGCGAGCAUUGUGCCACGCGCCCUUCGCUAGUGCUUUGCUCGCCCUGAAAGCCAUUGCUUGUCCGUUCUUCUCCCUCUGUGGCUACAGAAGCCUGCGUCGUGCAUUCCUCGCCAGCUUUAUACUGCGAAGUGCUUUGUUGAGAUCGACCACGAGUUUGCUGCUGAUAAGCUGUUUUUUCAGCUUAUUUUCCGGAAGAGUUCAUUGAAGAGAUAUAGAGCAGAUCUCCUUGCGGGGAGUGAGACACUGGGAGCAUUUUUCCGUCGGUUUUCGUAGGAUUUAAGUUAUAUUGGUUGGGGCAAAUGGAUUCUUCGCUGCUUGGAGGAGUGCAAUUUUGCACCUGUCCCUGCAGUCAAACUGCUGUUCUUGCUGCCAGUUCCGACCUGGGGAGGCGUUCCACUCACAGGAUAGAUUCUCAUCAACUCGCCCGGAGUAGACAAGACUUCGGUGGUCUGCCGUUGGAUUUGAGGCUUCCGAAUUUACAGGAGUUCAGAAGCAGGCGCCCUCAGAAUACGAGGUGUCUCUACUCACCUCUUGUCGAAAGUUUGGAAGCAUCGAGAUCAAGACCUUUUGUACCGAAUAACGAAGGGGAGUCGGGAAACUUGUUGAGGACUUUCUCAUCUCCUACUAGUCUAGCCGUUGCGGAUUCAUCAAUCGAAAAAGUUUUCAAAGAAGGCACCGUACAGCGAAGUAGUUCUGAUAUAUAUGAAUAUUUGAGGAAGACUGGGGUUGCCGAGGAUGAUGUCAGUAGAUCUGUUCCCGAGGAUCCGGUUGCGGCUGCCCGUGGAGAUCAGUCACUUAUGACCACACUGACAGAUGUCAGCCACGAUGGAGAAGUAAGGAGAAGUGCAAGACUACGGCCUGCUACUAUGUCCUUAACUCAAGGUUUUACUAGCGCUGGUAGUCGAGCAGUUAGCUGUGCGGUUGGAGUUGCAGGUCGUCCACCAGCUAGCGCUAACAAGCUGAGAGGUCCUAUGGGUUUAGUGAUGGCCAUAUCAGUUGCUUUCCUUGGGCUUGCCACAGCUGUCCAAAAGACGAAGUCUUCUCCUGACAUUCCACAGAAAGUUUGCAGCAGAUGUGAUGGAUAUGGCGUAGAAUGCUGCGAUGUUUGUGAAGGGCGUGGAAGAAUUUUGUGGGAAGGGAAGAUGAGUCACAUGGACUCUUGUCCCAGAUGUUUUGGGUCCUGCACGAAGAAGUGCCCUCGUUGUGGUGGUAGUCGCAUGAAGAAGGGAGAUCCACCUAUCGUGCAGAGAUCGAAGUUUCUCCCACCAAAGAGUAUAUAAGUUUCCGCUCCGGUAAACACAGGAGGGAUUUCCCUGUAUGUAUUAUAUUCAUCUCAAUGCGUUUGAGACAAUCCUUUCAAAAAGAAACACACCUGUACUUAACUUGACGGUUAUGAUUUCGAGACUGACCGGGCGUCAGUUGGAUAGCGCAGGCGUAUUGUACACUAGUAGAAGGUUGUAAGUGACCUGUCCAUCAAAGUUCUCUGUUGUAUCGAAUAGUAAACUACUCUCAGACAAAAUUAGAUCUAGAGAAGGUUUAUAUGCCAAAGUACCAACUACUUUAGGUGUUAUAUACAUGUAUCAUAUCUUUAUUUCAGGAAAUUUUCUUAUAGUUGGAGGCAGAACUCGUUCAUUCACCAAUUUAUAUUUCUAUGCUUCGUCGUUUUGGAUGG